CGCCAUCUUGGCAUUUACAUUUUCUUGAAAAGAACAUCAUGGCUUCAAGUCCUGUCAGAGAUGGUGAAGAUGAUGACUAUAUGAGAAAACUAGAGACCAUUAGAGAUAUAAGGUAACGAAUCAUCUCUUUUUAAAGUCGAUGUCUGCAAUUUUUUUCCUCGAUCUGUACUUCUCUGUGACAAUUUUAGAAAGGUUUGAAAUUUCCUUGCGUAGCAUUCAUCAAAUGACUCUUCAAUUGAAACCAUCGAUAGUUUCGUUUUGUUAAAUGUGUUAAACGCCCUAAAUUGUACCAGCAUGAGUUUUAAACAUCCUGGGCUUAAUUUAAUAAACGUUUUCGUCACCAUUUGCUUUCAAAUAUUUGUUGUAUAGUUUUGGAAAUCGGGUGCACGCAACAGCGAGAUAUUUCUCAAAAAUAAUAAUUUUGCUGCACCGAAAAAGCAUUAUUGCAUUUUGACGCUAUUGUUCGGGUGAAACGUUUCAGCUGUUGAUCAUAAAUGAAAUAAAUCCAUCAUUUUGGAAUGGGCAAUCUAUCUUCCACCUCGAAAUCCUACUGAAGAGUUUCCAAAACUAUCAACCUUUUUUUUAUCUUUUCAAAGGGCCACUGGCCUUUUACGAGGCAAUCAAUGAGCGUGAAUCCUCCCUUCCUUCUUUUGUGCUUUAAGGACAAAGAAAUAUGAUCGCUUAAUUUUUUUUUGUUUAAGAGUCAUAUUUCUUUGUUUCUGGCAAAAUACAUAUUCCUCUGUUCCUGAUGCCAUACUCAAAUGCAGCCAAGCAAUGGCCAUCAGGCAGAUCGAUCUUUUUUUUCAUUUUUAUUUCAAAUGGAUCACAAGUUUGAGUUAUGAGUACCAUUAAAAUCUCUCUUAUUCUUGUGAGGUUAGUGCAGCUUUUUAGCGUCACAUUUUUCAUUUAAAAUAUUAACAGUAAAACCAUAAAAAUUUGAAAUACAGCCAAACCUUGUGAUCAAGGAUUUUAGACUGCUAUCUUUUCAUAUUUUCCGAUGUUUUUGGACAGUUUAUAUGAAUGCCAGAUAAACCUGUAAAGUUUUCCAUACACUCAUGUGUUAAAUUUAUCAAGUACAGUAGGAAGGAUUUCAAUGUUUGUUAGGAUAUUUGUUGGUUGGAGAAAUGGCAUCUGUUAUCAUGAUGAGGUUUCUUUGUUGUGUUUAUAUAUUACUCAAAUUUGUACACAAAAGCUCUCUGAAUCUUAGGUUGAGUACAUAUAAUUUGAACUUGCCUUUUCACCAGACACUGUGUUGCAAAAAACAUGCUUGAUUUCUGUGAAAAUUAAAUCAGAUUCUUUCUCAUCAUGAAGGUUUUUUUAUUGACAACAAUUGUACCAGUGAAUAAUCAAUAUUUUAUGUUAUCUGUUAGCACCCCUUUUGUAAUGAAACCUCUGUUUUGAAAUUCUUAGAAAAUACCCUCUAUCUAGUUGGUUGUGUAUUGAUGACCAUGAAUCCAGAAAAGGAAAUACCAUACAUGUACAGAUGUGCAAUAAGGCAAAUACCUAGAAUUUACUCUAGGCUUUCCUCUUCCAUGCCUGCAAUUAAAGGCUGGAGUAAAUAAAACAAUACAAGAAAAACAGUGUUUUAAAAUUGGCUUCACUUACCAUGUGGCUUCAUAACUCAGUUGACCAUAGCACCAAAGUAGUAUCUGGGAGGCAUGGGUUGGAAUCUUGUGAAAGCCAUUAAUUUUCAGGGUUUUUUUCUGCAAUAGCUAAAAUUGUGUCAACCUGCAUGGAUCAUUUCUUUGUGUUUGAAAAACUGUUCUAUCAAAUCUUGAUUGCAGGGUGAAGACAUCCCAGUUGGAAAAACUAAAAUCUCAGCUUAUUCAUGAGUUAGAUGUAGCAGAGAAGGAAAGUAAACUGCUUAAGGACUAUAAGGGAGAAAUGGAAGCUCUCCUACAUGAGAAAAUGGCGCAUGUAGAAGAACUUAGACUUAUCCAUGCUGACAUCAAUUUGGUAAGUUAAAAGAUCUGUGGAACAUGCCAUAUGGAUAGAUUUCUGUUAUUUAUUCUGCAUUCUGCAAGAGACUCAUUGAUGAAUUACAAACCAAUCUCUUUAGAAUGUGGCAAGAAUGCCUACUCUACCAUGCCCGUGUCAGGGAAAUUCACUAGAAACACUUGUCCCUUGUUAAAUCACUUAUAUGAUACACAGGCCAUUACCCACACAGGCUAAGCUCCUCAUUGUAAAUGUGCAAGAUCUUGUCAUGUAACUUUCCUUUGCCUCCCUUUUUUUGUUCAUAGUAACAGACUUUUCUCUUUUUUUUCUUCUUCUUCUUCUUUCCUUCUCCUUUCACAGUCAUUUAUUCAUCUCCUCAUGGGUUUAUUACAAACCAACAUGAUGACCAGCUCUCAGUUGGAUUGUUAGCUCAGUUGGUAGAGCACUGCACCAGUAUCUCAGAGGUCAUGGGUUCAAAUCUUGCAUGUACAAGAUUAGUUUCAUUUUCAAUUCUUCAAAUUCACAGUUCACAUAUAUGAUUCUCACAUAUUCAUAAUUAGUAUGAAGUACUGUAUGUUGGGUUUUUUAGGAUAAUUUCCAACUAACCUGAAAUGCAAACUCUUUCAGUAUACAAAAUGGUGUUAUUGGGUCAUUGAUUCAUUGUCAUUAUGUUGUGUCUAGGUGCCUCAGUUAUGUGAAAAAUGUUUAGAAUUUUUUGGCAAAUCUGGUUUUGAUCGUGUUUGUUAUUUUUUGUUUUAUUUAUUUUUUUUGCAAAAUAUUAAUUUAUGUAACUUUCUGGUAUAUAAAUGUCUACAAAUGAAGAUUUCUUGUCUCUACUUAUUUUCUGUUAGGUCUUGUGUUUUCAGCUUGUUGUUUUGAGACUUACAAAAUACUGGCCUCUUUUUUUUUUUUUUUUUUUUUUUUUUUUUUUUAACUUGUUUUUUUUUUUUUAAAUAGUUAGCUAAUUAAGGAUGGAAACUAUGCCUUUCUUGGAGUGAUGUUUUACUAAGCUUGUCUAGAAAUGAAUUUGGGGAACAUUUUAUCUUAGUUUCUACUCCUAUCUUGUAGAUGGAGAAUACCAUCAAGCAGUCUGAAGCUGAAAGAGAAAGAGGGCUUGACACUCUGAGAAGACUACAUGACGAAUACAAACCCCUUAAGAGAGAGGUUGACAAAAUGAGGGGUUCUUUGGGUCUUGACAAAAUAGCUAACCUGGAUGAAGAAAACAGCCUUGCAGAGUAAGUGGGUUGUCAUUUAGUUGAAGAUAAGCUUAUUAGCAGUUUUAAACAUAUGAUCCCUAAGAGUGACUAGCAGACUACAUGUAAUUUCUCCUUACAAUGUCACCCCUAAAUCAUGCAUUAAGGUCAUGGGAAUAAACAAAAUUAUUGGCAACUAAGGAGGUUCUUGAUUGUUGAACAAAUUCUCCUUGUCAGCUUCUUUGGAACUGUUAAGAGAAGAGUAUGGAGAGAAUGCAUACUGAUAUUAGGAUGUAAAGGGUUAGUAAUAGUAGAAUCUACUCAAAAUACUUUGUACAUAGAAUGAAAGUUUUUUAUACACCACUGUUAGCUAGUGAUGCUGCGCUAGCCAUCACAAGCUUAACAUUUUUGCUAAGCCAACAAAACCGCACAUUGUUCACGUACAUGUAUUGUAUGCAAAAAUUGACAGUUUCACAACUGGUAAGGGUUGUGGAUAGGCCAAGGGCAGUUCAAGGUGUAGCCUUUCAAACGAAUGUAUUGAUGGGAAAGGGUCAGCGGUGGUAUAGACACUGAGAGAAACAAUGGGCAAAAUAACAUUACUCCCAACUUGGUUACUUUGGCUACGUGAAUUGUAACACGGCUUCAAAAAGUAACAGGCGUGAAGCAUGUAAUAUCCCCAGACAUCAAAUUAGCGAGGGUUUUAUGUACGCUUGUUUGGUAUGGUUUGAGAAUUAAAAUCGUGCAUUAUGCUACAGUUAAUGAGUGGCAGUGCUUAGAGCUUAUUUUAUGACGAGAAAAAAUAACUAUGAUCAUGUUCAUAUUUGUGAUUUAUUAGUGAUAAUCAGACUGAUGUCAUUACCGUUUAACACGGAGCCUGGGAUUACAAUAAACGUGAAAGUGUCUGACGAAUUCUUAGCUGAAAUAGUGGGUCUUUCUUGAGCUAAUUCAAUUUGGGAAAAAAUUGAAAAAAGAAAAAAAAUGUGGUUGCCUUCUUUCAUUCUUCAGGUUUCUCGAGCGUGCCCCUCCUGGUUGGAAGCCAGAACCACAGGAACCUCCUCCUCCCCCUGUGGCAUCCCAGCUAGCUGCCGCAGCAGCAGCUGCCCAGCAGCUCGUCAACAAGCGGGGUCCUCCAGGAGAAAGACACUUCCGCCAGCAGCAGCCACCCCCAAUGAAGGCGUGCCUGUCUUGCCAUCAACAGAUUCAUAGGAAUGCGCCCAUCUGCCCGCUAUGUAAAGCAAAGAGUCGUUCUCGACAUCCGAAGAAAACUAAAAGGAAACACGAAGAUUAAGAGAGUGGUGCUGACGGAUGACACGGUCUAAAGAGUGACUUUCAAUGUAGCCUUGGAACCAGAAGUGAACCUGUAACAAGUAUGAUAUGUUUAGUUCGAAACGCCUUGAUCGGUUAGAAUCGCCAUUGAUAAGGAUUCUCGGUUUCUCAAGUUCUUAUUUUAGCUAUAAUCAAGACUUAACGCCGUGAUUUCGACUCUUGCUCGAGUUUCCGCGUUUUUCUUUUUCUUCCCUUUAAAGUAUGUGUUUGUUUGGGUGGCGUGGUAAAUGAACGCAGCUGAUUUUUUUUCUCUCGAAAACGCGCUCUGCUAAAGCUUUUCAUAGUGCAAUUUGAUUGAAUGUCGUGAAAAGAUUUUGUUUUAGAUUAGUCUCCAGGGUAUCCGAUCAACCCGCCAUUAUAUCAAACUCACCACUACUAAACUUGCCACCACUGAUCAGACGUUGUGUUUAGCUUCCUGAGUUGACCGUAAACCGUCCUCGGUGACUACUAGAGCUUCAGCAUUUUUUCCUUUCAAUUUUCUGGAUUCCUUUUUUCAAAGACACCAAGAAAUCGCCUGGCAUGCACUUUGCGCGUUAGUUCUGCGGUAACUAACCUCGCCCGUGAUGAUUAGCGCAAGAUAGCACACAGUAUCCAACCAAUCGUAGCGAGCGCAUUUCUUUAAUAACUUAACCAAUUAGAGAGAUGUAGUAUACAUAGACCAAAAAUCAUAUUUAACGUGGUAAAUCUAUCUUAGACUGCAUGGACACAAAGUCAUAAUAUAUACAAACUGUAUUUAUUGAAUUCGAAGUAUAGAUCCAACAUAUAUUAAUUAAACAUGUACUGUUAUUUAAGUUGAUGUAAUCAUAAUUCUUAAUGCCAAUAAAUGUAUUUAACGGUUAGAUCUAAUUUGGUUCUGGGAUCUUGGCGAGGCCCCCACCAACCCGACAAUGCGCUCAUAAUUUUGUUUGUUUGUUUGUUUUUUUGGCCUUAGUUAGAAUUUCCAACAUGCCAAUUUUCUUAAAGUACAUAGAUUAAUCAACGACUAGAGAAAGCUGAAAUUGAGUUCAGAAAGUUGAAAUAAACACCAUGUUCCCAAC
Messenger RNA from Pocillopora meandrina, 5491 nucleotides. The record is from the annotation of a GenBank genome assembly. NCBI's taxonomy places the organism in Eukaryota, Metazoa, Cnidaria, Anthozoa, Scleractinia, Pocilloporidae.